Messenger RNA from Rhipicephalus microplus (southern cattle tick), 2731 nucleotides. Its product is annotated as N(G),N(G)-dimethylarginine dimethylaminohydrolase 1. Gene Ontology annotation, biological process: positive regulation of nitric oxide biosynthetic process; arginine metabolic process. The record is from RefSeq and is a predicted model, not a curated record. Lineage: Eukaryota; Metazoa; Arthropoda; Arachnida; Ixodida; Ixodidae. Gene Ontology annotation, molecular function: amino acid binding; dimethylargininase activity.
UUGUUUUGCCAGCACGAGCACUUUCAAAAUGGCGUUCGGGCGGUAUACGCAUGCGAUCGUUUGUCGAGUGCCCAACAGCAUCAAACUGUGUGCGUCAGGUGUUAUUGGCGACAUAAACGUUGAAUUGGCGAGAAAGGAACAUGAAGAAUUUUGUAAAACACUUCGAAGUCUCGACCUUGAUGUCAUCGAACUGCAGGCCGACGAGUCAACCCCGGACUGUGCUUUCGUUGAUGACACUGCGAUCAUUUGCAACGGCGCUGCCUUGAUCUGCAGGCCAGCCAGUGGACAGCGCCACAAAGAACUGGACAUAAUACGGGCGACCAUCAAGAAAGAACUGGGCAUUGCAGUAAUGGAAAUUCGGGACCCGAAGGCAAUUAUAGAAGGUGGAAACGUGCUUUUUACAGGUCGAGAGUUCUUUGUUGGCAUAUCUCCUCGGACGAAUGAGGCAGGAGCACGGGCACUAGCUGCUGCAUUCCCCGAAUUUCCUGUGACACCUGUAAAACUGCCUAAGCGAAACCAUAUCAAGGAUCUCCUGUCCAUGGCUGGCCCUGAUGUCAUCUGCCUGUCUGACAGCCUGGAGUCACAAGCUGUCAAAAGGCAAGUGGAGAGAGAGGCAACAUUCCAGUAUCAGACGGUGACUUUGCCUGAAGAGAGGGCAGCAGGCUGUUUAUACAUCAAUGGGCGCUUGCUGCACAGGCAUGAGUUUCCAGCUGCUAAUCAGGAGUUCGCCCAGAAGAUUGACUAUGGCCGUGUGACACUUUCGGUAACGGAACUAAGCAAAGCCAGCACAGGUCUUCCCAGCCUGGCCCUUUUGGUGCGAAAGAGCAGGCACCAUUGAAACCAUGACCACAUCCAGCUUUUAAGCAUUUGCACUCCCACUGUUUCAUUUUGCCAACUCUGGUUAGGCACUGUUCAAACAAGUAUUACAUGCAGGCCAUGUGUUACCAGUGCACAAUAUAAUUGACAGCUAGAUGUAGCGCAAAGAAAAAAAACUCUUGUUCCUUCCAAAGCAUUUUUUUCAAGCUUUGUGUCAAAGUAUCUGCUGCCCAACAACUGAUUGGUACAUAGAGGACUCAUGCAUCCCCAAAAUUUUUUCACUUUUAUAGUGAGUGCGCACAUGCUUGCUGCUUAUGAGUAUAGCCACAAAUGAGCAUGGCAGUGUUGCAGUGGUGAUCUCGUAGCCCCGUCCGGCUUUUUUUCUUGGUUGGAACUAUGGAUUUUGUCUUUGACAACUCUUUCUAAAGCAUCAAUGUUUUUUGUUUAUGUUGUGAACAGCAAGCUACAAUUUAUGUGUUUGUCAUGCUUUGUUUUGUCUUGAAAGAUUUGGCCACACAUACACGGCACUGGUGCUGCAUUGUUGAACAUUUAAAACUACGUCUUUAGCAGGUUCUGAUUGUUCUAACUUUGAUGGUCACAUGUAGCAUUUUUUUCUUCAGUGAGCAUUAUUUUCAUACUGCUUCAUGCUCAACUGUGUGCACAUUGAACAUUAUACUAUUAGCUAGAGAUCGCUUAUUAUGCCUUGAGGCAACCUUGUUGAUUUGUGAUAAUCUUCAUUGGCUUUCAUUAUUGGUUGCAAAAAUGUUUCUUUCUUUCCAGCAUCCAGUAAGAGUAACAAAAUUAAAGGUGUUCCUAUAAAUCUAAAUGCAGGUACUAAUACCAUGCCGGAAAUGAUCAGUCACACAUCCUCGUUAGCUUGUCUAGCCAUUUUCAUUCAUUGCUGUUUAUAUUUUCUUCUUUCAGUCAGUCUCAAUUUCAUCAGCUUUCAAGAACAAAUAACAUUGCACUUACUGAGUGUCAGAGUGAAUUUUCUGUGCCUUUCUUAAGUUUUUCACUCAUUGUCCAUUAGCAUUAGAUGGCAACAGAUAGUGUCACACUGAUUUAAUGCUGUUGUAGAUUUUGCUUGCGUUGCAUAGUUCAAGGAGGUUCUGCACCUAGUAGUAUUCCCUUACGGAAUGUGUGCCUUGGAAGCUAUACAUCUGCUCAUAUAUGUAGUUAUAAUUCAUUGUUUGUUGCAUCAUUAUACUCUCAGCAGCUUGUUUAUACCAAGCACAAGGAGGUACUAUAAUAAAGCUUUGUCUGUGACAAAGCUUCGCUAAAACUUUACAAUAAGCACUAUGCUUCAUUGUUGAAGGCUUUACAUCUACGCACAAAUGAUUAUGUCCAGAAAGAAAAAAAAGGAACCUUUGGUGUUGCAUUGAAGAGCUAGAACUUGUGAAAUUGUGCAGGGAAAAAAAAGUGUGUGCACUCUGUUUAAGGAGUUCCCUCUUGCUUAUUCGUUUUGCUGUGAGUAGGUAUGAGAUGUGUGAUUCAAGUGUGGCUUCAAUAGGCCUUAAAGGGGCUUUGUAACACUUCUUGAACUUGGAAAAUACUGCCAAUUGGUAGUUGAGGCUCCUGUGCACGUGUGAGCCAAGUAUUAUAGCACUAGAGCACUGCAUGUGGCAGGGAAUUUGCAAUUGCAUUUGAAGGACAUCUAGAGAUUGCUCACACUUUUCUCAGGAGGUUAUGUAAGCAAGGGACCCAACUGCGUCGUGAAAGGAAGAACACGAAUAUUGGCUCAAUUAAGCAUUAUUAUGCUGGAUAGUUCUUGCGGCUGCCUCGGGCUGCCACCAUGUGCCAGGGCUACACUCUGUAGUGUGCUAUAAUCACAUGGUAGUGACACUAGCGCUCUCGUGAUCACAGCAAAAGUGAGUAGAUGCGUUCGCAGAAAAAAAAAUACAUAUAUGUGCGAAAA